This is a messenger RNA of Gaeumannomyces tritici R3-111a-1, 732 nucleotides long. RefSeq lists its product as hypothetical. Gene Ontology annotation, biological process: polysaccharide biosynthetic process. Bases 1 to 732 code for a protein of 243 amino acids. The transcript has a single exon. Gene Ontology annotation, cellular component: membrane. NCBI's taxonomy places the organism in Eukaryota, Fungi, Ascomycota, Sordariomycetes, Magnaporthales, Magnaporthaceae. The record is from RefSeq and is a predicted model, not a curated record.
AUGUUCCUCUUCUACUGCGGCGCCGUCCUCGCCGAGCUCGACCUCGUCCGCGACGCCGAGACGGACCCCGCCACGACCGCGAUCCCGGCCCAGCCCGCGGGCGACCGGCCGGGCGGCGACCCACACCGCCAGCGGCGCAGGCGGACGUGCGCGUCGCUCUGGUGGUGGCGGCUCGUCAGCUUCGCGGCGCUCUACCUCAUGUCGCAGCCCGACUUUGGCGCCGACGAGACGCCCGGGUGGGUGUUCCUAUCGGGCCUGGUGCCGGACUGCUGGGCGGACGACGGGUACCGGCACUGGCAGUCGGUCGGGGCCGUGCUCUUCGUGGCGGCGGUGGCGCGCCUCCCCGGCUGGCAGGCGCUCUUCAACCUGGCGCCGGCGCGGUACCUCGGCCGCGUCAGCUACGCCCUCUACCUGGUGCACGGCCCCGUGCUGCACACGGCCGGCUACCUGAUCGAGAUGCGCACCUUUGCCAUCACCACGGCCGGCGGCCAGAUGAUCACCGACCGCGGGUAUGUCGCCGGCUUCGCGCUGGGCGUCGCUUUCAUCGUGCCCAUCGUCGUCUGGGCCGCCGACGUGUUUUGGCGCGCCGUGGAUGCGCCCGUCGUCCGGCUCGCCAGGAGGCUGGAGGCGCGUGCUCGGCCUAGGGAUGAUGGGCUGCGGGAUUGUGUUUUUCAACUGGGCUUCCCCCUUAUCAACAUGUGUCUUUUUGUAGGCAUUCUGUUUUGUGGAUAG